AUGGACUCCCCCGCCUUCGCCGUCACCGGCAUGUUCACGCCCUCCAAGGUCGCCGUCUCCACCUUCACGCCGCGCACGUCGCCGUCGACGCGCCGCCCGACGUCCGCGUCGGUGCGCAUGGCGGUGGACCCGCUGCAGCGAAAGUUCCAGACGCUGGGCAAGAUCAACGUGGAUUACUCGCGCCCGAAGAAGCUUGCCACGUACAAGCGCUCGGGCUACUCGGUCGAGAUGGACUACCCGACGUCGGCCGCGAUGGCGGGGCACUACUCGGUCUCGUCGUGCGGGAAGCCGGGCGGCGCCGCCAAGAUCCUCAUGAAGUACGACGAGUACUGCGCGAAGGGCAUGAUGCAGACCUACAAGCGCUCGGCCGUGCCGUUCGGCACGUACACCACCAAGUGCGCCGAGGGCACCGUCCCGCAGCAGGCCUUUGACAAGCGCGUCUUCAACCGCACCAACGCCUUCCGCCAGGCCCAGAAGCCCGUCAACGUCCGCCUCCGCGAGCAGUACGAGGCCCGUCGCGCAUGCUUCAUCCUCGCCAACGGAUGCGACAGGGAGGAGGCCCAGUUCAAGAACAUGCCCAUGAGCGCCGCCACCUUCCUUGCCGGCCGCGCAGAGGCCAUGGGCACCUGCUACAGGAACGUCACCCCGUCUACCAUCGCGGAGGACUACAUGGCCGACGGCGUGCGCGCCCAGCUCACCCAGAAGGCUCAUCCGUAUGGUCUCUACCGUGUCGGUGUUUGCGAGGAUGGCCAUGCUAAGGGCGAUGCUGAGGAGCGUCGUGUUGCCGCCCUCUCCGCAGAGUACCGCUCCAACCAGCAGUCGCCCGCCGCCGUCACUGGACAGCAAUACGAGUCCGCCCGCACGGCACGCAAGCUCUACGCCCACGACUGCCACCAUGAGGAGGAGCAAAUCUUCCAGUACCCCGCUGUCGCCGCCGCUAUGUGCCGCCACUAGACGGUCGUGGUGCUUUUGAGAGGCAGAGGAGGAGGUGGAAUAGGAGGCCGUGCCGUGUCUCUUCGUGUCUCUUCGUGUCUCUUCGUUGAGCGGGGCAUAGCAGACGGUCCGCCCCCCCGCGUUUUAUAGUUCUUUCUUUGGCAAGUUUAGCGACGAGGGGAGCGCGGGCUUGGCCUUGUGCAGGUCGCCUAACCUCUUGGUAAUGUUGCCCUUGUCGUAAAACAAUUUCCGAUUUAUCCCUGCUCGCCUCGGGUGUGUGUUUUCAUCUUGUUCGUCCUUUUCGUGGUACACUAGUAGUAAACGAGCGCAGA
Chondrus crispus (carragheen) is the source of this 1265-nucleotide messenger RNA. RefSeq names its product R-phycoerythrin gamma subunit. The transcript is spliced from 2 exons. Bases 1 to 954 code for a protein of 317 amino acids. The record is from RefSeq and is a predicted model, not a curated record. NCBI's taxonomy places the organism in Eukaryota, Rhodophyta, Florideophyceae, Gigartinales, Gigartinaceae.